Messenger RNA from Hippocampus comes (tiger tail seahorse), 807 nucleotides. Its product is annotated as nuclear cap-binding protein subunit 1-like. The transcript is spliced from 3 exons. Gene Ontology annotation, molecular function: RNA cap binding; protein binding; mRNA binding. The coding region runs from base 107 to 400 and encodes 97 amino acids. Gene Ontology annotation, biological process: nuclear-transcribed mRNA catabolic process, nonsense-mediated decay; regulation of mRNA processing; mRNA export from nucleus. NCBI's taxonomy places the organism in Eukaryota, Metazoa, Chordata, Actinopteri, Syngnathiformes, Syngnathidae. The record is from RefSeq and is a predicted model, not a curated record. Gene Ontology annotation, cellular component: nucleus; nuclear cap binding complex.
CGUCCGUAGGGCUCGUCUCCUCCCCGAGAAGCUGACCGUGUACACCACGCUGGUGGGCCUCCUCAACGCCAGGAACUAUAACUUUGGCGGCGAAUUUGUGGAGGCCAUGAUCCGGCAGUUGAAAGAGACUCUGAAGAACAAUCUCUACAAUGAGGCCGUUUACUUGGUCCGCUUUCUCUCUGACUUGGUCAACUGCCACGUGAUUGCCGCUCCAUCCAUGGUGGCCAUGUUUGAGAACUUUGUCAGCGUUACACAAGAGGAAGAUGUACCACAGGUUCGGUCGGAUUGGUUUGUGUACGUGGUGCUGUCCUGCCUGCCGUGGGUGGGCAAGGAGCUCUAUGAGAAGAAGGAUGUGGAAAUGGACAGACUCCUCAGCCAGAUUGAAGGCUACCUCAAGUAGGACUUGAUGUCAACAAAACACGUGUCACCCUUUUGCAAAAUCACACUUUUUUUUCUUAACAUGUUACGGCCUAUUUUCCAGAAUAGGAAAAUCUGACUCCCCUAUUUUCUGCGCGAUAAAACACUUCGGAGUAUAAGGCACACCAUCACUGAAUGGCUAUUUUAAAACUGUUUUCAUACAUAGGGCACACUGCCUUAUAAGGCACAUUGAAUAAAAGCUAUAGAAUAAUGGCUGCGGUUGCACUAUGCAUCAACUAGAUAGAGCUACGCUAAAGGCAAUACAAUACUGUACAAUACAAUCCAGCUUUAUUUAUUUAGAGCCUUCACAACCGAUGCAGCUGUAACAGCCAUUAGAACUGGUCAAAAACACAGACACGAAACAUAUAAGUACAAAUGGCAUUACAAAAC